AUGCCAGAGGAGAACAGUAAAUCAUCCUUACUAGAGGACAGAUACAAUCACAUCCCAGAGAGACAGACCCCUACAGUACCAACAAAAGCACCUUCAACUCUGAUGGAGAAUAAUCUUCAUUCUUCUGUUUAUCCAUCUGACUCAUUCACGAAUGAGAUAUUAGGAUCGCACAGCACUUCAUUCCAGGGACAGGAAUCAUUGAAUGAACUUAAGCAACAGAUACUUUCACCAGACAAUGGAAUUACUGGAUCGGAAGGUUGCGGAGGCACUACAGCGAAACAGUUACUGGAUUCUGAGCAACCACAAACUGAAAGAUACUCAAGUUUUUGGGAAACUAUGCCCUCUUUUAAGACAGGAUUGCAUAAUGCAAACAGGGAAUCUUCAUCCUCCCACACAAGUGAGCAUAUAAUUGAAAAUAAUAACAAAGGAAGGCAAUUACUUCAGCUAGCUGAUUCGUCUAGCUUUAUCAAUUCAUUCAACUGGCAUGAACCCAUCAUUGGUGUAGAGGAUUCUGCAGCACCACCAGGAAAUGCUUUCCCAGAUUUGUACCUUCUCACUGAGGUCUCAGAUGAUCAUUUACCACUACCAAUCCCUCAACAGUGUAGACCUAAAACAUUUCUACAGCAGAAUAACUGUGGCACAAAAGAAAAUGGAGAUUUAUCUCAACGAUGGUCUACAAAAAGUGAAGAAAUUCUAGAGCUGCAAGAUGAAGUUUCAAAACUCAAGCAAAAGCUAGAGGAAAGUCUUUCUAAGUUGUCUAAUGAAUCUGCAUCACAGGAACAAAGAUAUAGGACCAGGUCAUGCCAUAAAAAGAAACCUUCACCUACAAGUAGAAGUGUGGAGGAUGUUAAAUUAACCACCAAUAGUUUAAACAGUCUUAAAAGACGGCAUUGUACUUGGCUAAGAGCAGAUGAUGAUGCUUCAGAUCGGGAACUAAGUCUUAGGAUUAUAAAUUUUAGUUUGGAGAUUGAAGUUUUUAAAAGUAAGAUAAUGGAAGCACCAGAUAACAGAAUGGAGGAUCUCUUAUUUUCUGACACACAGAUAUCGCUGUACACAAAACAAAGUUUGCUACAGAAACCAAGAAUAGCUCAUCAUAGACGAAGUUAUUCUGAAGGUCAGGAAUCAAACAGGACCUGGUUAAAAGAUUCACAUAAUGGCUUAUGCUCAUCAACAAAUUUGCAAAGACAAAGAAUGAAUAGUUUUUUGUGCAGUGAGGACACACCUCAUAAACUCUUCUCUGAAAGAUCAUCAGGUCAAAGUAAGUGUGGACUCGCUUCCAGCAAUGGAAUUUCAGCUACUGCAGCAAAUAAAUAUACUGAAAUGUUAGCAUCCAUUUCACCAUUAAGGUAUGAUGCCAUUGGGUAUCCACCAAUAUCAAAUGUCUCCAGGAUUUACUAUUCACCGACAUAUGAAAUAGACAAAAUAGGAUCAUCGUGUUUACCUAACCAAUUCUAUAGUACAAAGUCGUCACUAAGAAGUAAGAUUAAUAAAAGCACCGGUAAUCCACAGGUAAACACCGUAAUGAACUAG
Molecule: messenger RNA, 1530 nt
Organism: Carcharodon carcharias (great white shark)
Lineage: Eukaryota; Metazoa; Chordata; Chondrichthyes; Lamniformes; Lamnidae
Exons: 12
Coding region: 1-1530 (509 amino acids)
Source: RefSeq, a predicted model, not a curated record